This is a messenger RNA of Seminavis robusta, 759 nucleotides long. NCBI's taxonomy places the organism in Eukaryota, Bacillariophyta, Bacillariophyceae, Naviculales, Naviculaceae. The record is from the annotation of a GenBank genome assembly.
CCACUUUCAUUCAUCACUCUCAAACCUCACAAAUCCAGUUGCCCAGCAACAAGAAGCAAUCAACCACUACCAACACUUUAGCAAACAACAAGAUGUCCGGCCGUGGAAAAGGAGGAAAGGGACUUGGAAAAGGUGGUGCCAAGCGUCACCGCAAGGUUCUUCGGGACAACAUCCAGGGUAUCACCAAACCUGCCAUCCGUCGUCUUGCUCGCCGUGGAGGUGUCAAGCGUAUCUCGGGUCUGAUCUAUGAGGAAACCAGAGGAGUUUUGAAGGUCUUCCUAGAAAAUGUGAUUCGUGAUUCCGUAACCUACACAGAGCAUGCUCGCCGCAAGACUGUGACGGCAAUGGACGUCGUCUACGCGUUGAAGAGACAAGGAAAGACACUUUAUGGAUUUGGAGGUUAGAUCUGUUACCGUCUCAUGCCAAGGCAUGACAUGAUUGGACGCCUCCGACUUCCAGCUUCGACAACCAAAACAACAAAACUAAACAGGGAAUUUUUAUUCCCACCAUCAUCCCACAAAGCACCCCAUGAUACACCGCCAUCAAUAGAACUGUACCGUAACAUCUAGCAACAGCUGAACCAAUUGAUGCCGUGACGCCCGCGCUCCCAAAUUCGUUUCCGCUUCCAUUAGCUCUUAAUAUAUGCUACAUUCACGGCCAGGCGUUGCCCCUGUUGUGUUGCCGACUGAGUGGAAUUGUUGGCCAACUCAAUAGCUGACAGCUGCACUGUCUGUCCUGGUACAUGUAGAUGAUCUGCCA